CCUCCCACUAUGAAACACUAAGUAUCACUUAUGUUACCGAUCAAUUUUCCGUUCGAUCGUUCUCGAGAACAAUUUUCGCGAUUUCUCGGAGUAUGCAUUCAGACCAUCAGAGUGAACGAAUCGUGAUAGAAUCACUUUGUUGAACCUCGCACGACUUGAUACAGUGAAACCCGAGAAGUGAAAAUGAAUUUUCAAUCGUAUAGUGAGAAAGAGUAUAACACCCUCAUUAAGCCUAUCAUGCUCACCGCGAAAAUGAUUUCAAUUUGGCCAUUAGCAGAGAACAGCAGCCAAGGAACGAUAUUGUUCAGAAAAUUCCAUCUAUUUUCUAUGUUUCUCUUGGUGGUAGUGAUGUCGAUCGCGGUGACGGCCGAUGUGAUUCACAAUCUGGACGAUCUAGACGAGGCAACGGAAUGUGCCUUGAUUUGUACAGCCUUCUAUCUUUGCAUCGUUCGUUUGAUAGUUUAUACGAUUCAUCAGAAGGAUAUGCUAUACGUUGUGAACACGAUGAGGGAGGAUUGGACCAGUUCCUCCCCCGAGGAUAGGAUCGUUUUAGAAGAGAAGACAAUGUUCGCCUAUCGCCUCGCCAAAUACUUCAUUAGCACUGUGGCUAUUACAAUUGUAUUAUUCAUGUGCGUUCCGAUCUUGGAAAUUUACGUGUUUGAUGGGAGCGAGAAGAUACUUCCUUUCCGGGGUUAUUUUAUCAUCAAUCAAACAGUGUCGCCGGUCUUCGAGUGCCUGUAUUUGUUUAACGUAACAGCGGGUGGUUUUGGUGGAAGCAUGAUCGCAGGAGCCACUAGUUUCAAUCUGAUAGUGAUAAUGCACGGUUCGGCCAAGUUUGCGGUUCUCCGGAAAAGACUCGAGGCUUUUAAGGGCAACGAUCCUAGUUCCGGUUUCGUCAUGGCGGACUGCGUGCAUCGUCAUCGGCAAGCCAUAGAGUGGGUCUCAUUUAUUCUGUUAACAACUGUAUGAUUAUAUGGGACGAUCUAUGUUUCCAGAUACGCGGAUGCGCUCGAGAGAAUCAUAAAUGUCCUGGCUUUGGGACAAUUCGUCAUUAGCACAGGACUUAUCUGUUUCGCGGGAUUUCAGAUCACAUCGAUGAUGGAGGACAAGGGACGGCUGAUGAAAUAUUCGACAUUCUUGAACUCUGCCAUAAUGGAACUGUUCAUGUUCAGCUUUAGCGGAAACGGAUUGAUCGAUGAGAGCGAAGCAGUGGGUGAAUCUGCGUACAGCAGCGAAUGGAUCGGUAGCAAAUACUGCAAGAGUCUUCAGAUAAUGAUGAUGCGUUCGAUGAUACCGUCAAAGAUAACAGCAGCGAAAUUUUAUAGCAUGUCCUUGCAGAGCUUUUCAUCGGUUCUCAGUACGUCGUUCUCGUAUUUCACGGUUCUUCAAGCUACCAAAGACGACUAAUGACCUGAAUGAUGAACGUACAUGCUCGUACGCGACAUGCUUUAUGAUAGUAGCCGGACUCAUCUCACGAUGACUCAACUUACAUAGAAUAUACUUAUAGUCGUUCCACUAGUCUAAAAAUAUCAGUGUACAUACAACAAACUACAUGCAUUUCGUUGUGUUUAGGAUUGAUUACACCAAGGACGUAAGUGAUAAGGAUCAAAUGAUGCGACGAUCAAGGUAACAGGUUCUUGGAAUAAAUCAGAUAAUAAAAUUUUUAUCAAUUAAUUUAACCGUGGUUCAUCUGAUUCCAAAAUGCACUAGGGUGAUUCCAAUAGAAUAAGAAUCCCUAUCAAUUAGGUAAGGGUGAGACCUAGAUCAACC
This is a messenger RNA of Osmia lignaria (orchard mason bee), 1770 nucleotides long. Its product is annotated as odorant receptor 13a. Gene Ontology annotation, molecular function: odorant binding; olfactory receptor activity. The record is from RefSeq and is a predicted model, not a curated record. Gene Ontology annotation, biological process: detection of chemical stimulus involved in sensory perception of smell; sensory perception of smell. Lineage: Eukaryota; Metazoa; Arthropoda; Insecta; Hymenoptera; Megachilidae. Gene Ontology annotation, cellular component: plasma membrane.